UUGGCGUGAUGGCGGAGGAACUCAAGAGGUACCUAUACAGUUUGAUGAAAUUGGUGGAUGGUCUUCAUGCUAUAGUCAUCACUGACAGAGAUGGGGUUCCUGUGAUUAAAGUUGCUGGAGAGAAUGCUCCUGAGCUGGCUCUCAGACCAAACUUUCUAUCAACCUUUGGGCUAACCACUGAACAAGCUGGCAAACUUGGAUUGGCAAAAAACAAGAGUGUGGUUUGCAUGUACGCUUCAUAUCAGGUAGUACAGAUCAAUAAAUUGCCAUUUCUGAUAACAUUGGUGGCUAAGUCAGAUGCUAAUACAGGCAUGUUGCUGAGCUUGGAGAAAGAGCUUAAGGAAUCAUUACAGGACUUGAGAGAGGUACUGACUGUUCCACAAGGACUGUCAUAAGUGUGUGGAUACCUCAGUGAGCAGACGGUUACUAAUGCUACACACAGAUUGUACAUGACAAGUGUGUCAACUUUGUACAAGGAAGAACAUGUUCUCUUCACAGAUCCAAUAUUCUCCGAAAAAUCAUUUUUCCCAUGCAUCAUUUUCCAGACAAUUCAGUCUGUGUUCGCUUUGUUUCCUAAUUCUGGCACCUUAACAGUACAAAUGCUGACUGUUUUUUCUGAUGUUCUCAUUACAUAUCACUUCACCUGGUAAUAUUCAUACCUACAUGUGUACAAGACAUAUAAUACUUUUCCUAAAAGAAUAGUUACUGUAGAUGAACUAGAAGCCUAAGUAUGAGAGAGACAUUGUGGUGAUAUAGUAAAACUGGUAUUAAAAAAAAAACAUUAUACAGCAUUUUGGUGUUAAGGUGAAUGAUUGAAUGACAUACUGUUACUGAGGUGAAUGACUAUAUUCAAGUAUAUUUAUUGAAGACUAACUCAUCUACAUGUCAGUGUUAGCAGAAUCAGAACUGCAAUUCUGUUCUGGUAGCUUACAUGUAUUGGUGCAACUACAACAUGUCAAUUGGGAAACC
Molecule: messenger RNA, 969 nt
Organism: Liolophura sinensis
Lineage: Eukaryota; Metazoa; Mollusca; Polyplacophora; Chitonida; Chitonidae
Product: ragulator complex protein LAMTOR3-A-like
Exons: 6
Coding region: 9-395 (128 amino acids)
Biological process (GO): cellular response to amino acid stimulus; positive regulation of TOR signaling
Cellular component (GO): Ragulator complex
Source: RefSeq, a predicted model, not a curated record